This is a messenger RNA of Helianthus annuus (common sunflower), 564 nucleotides long. Its product is annotated as glycylpeptide N-tetradecanoyltransferase 1. The transcript has a single exon. NCBI's taxonomy places the organism in Eukaryota, Viridiplantae, Streptophyta, Magnoliopsida, Asterales, Asteraceae. Gene Ontology annotation, molecular function: glycylpeptide N-tetradecanoyltransferase activity. Gene Ontology annotation, biological process: N-terminal peptidyl-glycine N-myristoylation. Gene Ontology annotation, cellular component: cytoplasm. Bases 1 to 564 code for a protein of 187 amino acids. The record is from RefSeq and is a predicted model, not a curated record.
AUGGCAGAAAAUGCUUCAGUGAAAGAUGAUACCAAAGAUCAAAACCCUUCGCCUUUGGAGAUCGAGGAGGAGUUGUCAAGAGAGGUUCAAGACACACUCACUCUUUCACAAAGGCACAAAUUUUGGGAAACACAACCCGUUGGGCAGUUUAAGGAUCUAAAUGAUACAAGCUUACCCGGAGGCCCUAUUGAACCUCCAACCCCGAUCUCUGAAGUCAAACAAGAGCCCUAUAACCUUCCAAAUCUCUAUGACUGGGUCACCUGUGAUAUCAACUCUGAAGACACAUGUGCUGAGGUUUAUAACCUCCUCUCAAACAAUUAUGUGGAAGAUGAUGAAAACAUGUUCAUGCUUAAUUACUCUAAAGAGUUUCUGUGGUGGGCCCUACACCCUCCUGGCUACUACAAAACAUGGCACAUUGGGGUUCGCGUCAAAAGUUCAAAAAGGCUUGUUGCUUUCAUAAGAAACUCAAGAAUCCGGGUUCGUGCAGAUGUUGUUAGCAAGGCAGAGGUUAACUUCUUGUGUGUUCAUAAGAAACUCAGGUCAAAAGAUUGCUCCCUGUCAUGA